GGUCCCCGAGGGGCGGGGCUGGGGUCCCUCUCCUGGAUGAGGGAGGAGGGAUGGGGGUCAGGUCGCUGGGUCCCUGGCCUGGGAAGGGUUCCGAGGACCGGACGUCGGGGUUCUUAGAAGGGGAGAUGAGUUUUCACCAUAACUGGGGCUCACGCAGGAAGCCCGAGGGAGUAGGAGGCGGAAACUUAGCCACAUCAAGGAGCCAAGGGAGGGGUGGGGAGGUGAAGGGGCGGGUGAGGAAGGGGCUGGGGUGUGAGGGUCUGAGACUCCCUCUUCUGUCCCCUCCAAGAUCCGGCCAUAGGCAUGAGGGGCCUCUGGCCGAGAUGAUAGUGCUGGCGCCAGCCGGGAGCCCAACAACCUCCCUGCUGCUGCUGCUGCUGCUCAGCCCUGGCCUCCGCGGGACCCCUGACUGCUCCUUCAGCCACAGCCCCAUCUCCUCCACCUUCUCGGCCACCAUCCACAAGCUGUCUGAUUACCUGCUUCAGGACUAUCCAGUCACCGUCGCCUCCAACCUGCAGGACGACGAGCUCUGCGGGGCCUUCUGGCGCCUGGUCCUGGCCCAGCACUGGAUAGGACGGCUCAAGGCUGUGGCCGGGACCCACAUGCAAAUUCUACUGGAGAACGUCAACACGGAAAUACACUUUGUCACUUUAUGUGCUUUCCAGCCCCUCCCCAGCUGUCUUCGCUUCGUCCAGACCAACAUCUCCCACCUCCUGCAGGACACCUCCCAGCAGCUGGCAGCCUUGAAACCCUGGAUCACCCGCAGGAAUUUCUCUGGGUGUCUGGAGCUGCAGUGUCAGCCGGACUCUUCCACACUGCUGCCCCCAAGGAGUCCCGGGGCCUUGGAGGCCACAGCCCUGCCAGCCCCUCAGGCCCCCCUGCUGCUGCUCUUGCUGCCGCUGCCCGUGGCUCUCCUGCUGAUGGCUGCUGCCUGGUGCCUGCACUGGCAGAGAAGGAGGCAGAGGACAGCCUACCCUGGGGAGCAGAGGAGGACACUGAGGCCCAGCGAGACGAGUCACCUGCCACAGGACACAGAGCUGGAACUCCGAGGAAGUCAGCUAGAGACUGGUCCCUUCCUCGACAGCGCUGCCCCGCUCACUCUCUCCCCAGGAUGGAGGCAACGCCAGCCCACAGCCCCAGCCCCAACUAUCCCCAUCUGUACAAAGUCCUUGUCCCCAGGAAACUGUAUAUAAAUCAUCCUUUUCUACCA
This is a messenger RNA of Mustela lutreola (European mink), 1210 nucleotides long. RefSeq names its product fms related receptor tyrosine kinase 3 ligand (gene FLT3LG). The transcript has 7 exons. NCBI's taxonomy places the organism in Eukaryota, Metazoa, Chordata, Mammalia, Carnivora, Mustelidae. Gene Ontology annotation, molecular function: receptor tyrosine kinase binding; cytokine activity. Gene Ontology annotation, biological process: positive regulation of cell population proliferation. The coding region runs from base 51 to 1193 and encodes 380 amino acids. The record is from RefSeq and is a predicted model, not a curated record. Gene Ontology annotation, cellular component: cell surface; membrane.